AUGGGCUCUUUCCUCCGGUGGUCGGCUCCGACUGUCUGUAGUGUUCUCCGGGGUUCUCGUUUGGGUGUUUUGAUUGCUGCCUGGGGUUUUGGCCGUUCUACCAUGGCUUUCCCUUUUGAUCCCGGUAUUUGGUUGUUUUUUCUGGUGGGUAUCUUUUUGCUUGUUUGCGUUGGGUUUUUGCUUGUUUUUUCUGUGAUCGCUGUUGGGUCUUUUUUUGUUCGCUGUGGGGUUGUUUCGUCUGUGGACACGGGUUCUGGGGUCGGGGUGGCUCUUGAUGCUACUUAUCUGUUCGUGCUCUUUGGGACGCCUCUUUUCGGUUCUUUUUGUCCGUUCUUCUCUUGGUCCGGCGUGCCGGUGUUUCACUCAAGUUUCCGGGUUUUGCGCGUUGGCCGUGAUUUUAAAGCAGCUUGGCUGCUCCUUUCUGUUGUUUUGCUCCGUGCUGCCUUUUUUCCGGACGCCAUUGACUCUGGCUCAUGGAUCCUUGUCACCGGAAUUUAUUAUGAGGCUGGGCAUCCUUUGGAGCUUCGGUUUUAUGGUGCUUUCCAUUUUGCUGCCCCUUUGGCUCCACUUCCUGCUUCUGAUUCCGGCGAGGUCACCGGCCGGUGUUGGAUGAGAUCACGUAAACAAAAAAUUGACACAAUUGCUUGUGAUUGGCGCCGCGAAUCAUGUAAAAAUUUCUCCAAUAGACCUGCCAAAUGGAAUGGGUACGUUGAGCAAGUGGAGAACGUGUCUGAUAUAGACUUUGUUUAUGAGGUCGAUGAGUUGAACAUUGGCAAUGUUGGGCUGCUACUGCUAACCGCGAAAUCACAAUUUGAAGUUUGGUCUUGCAAGAGAGAGUCAGUCCUUCCUCUGUCAUCCUCUCUCAACAACUUCCAAACAAGACCCGUCUCGCUAUGCAUCUCAGCACUGAUCAAAUUCUUCUUCAACCUCCUCUUCUCUUCUUCUUCUUCUUCUUCCAACAACAAAAAGAAGCUUCCGCCGGGACCCUCUACUUUUCCGAUCAUCAGAAACUUUCUAUGGCUACGGAAGUCGUUUUCGGAGAUCGAACCCGUCCUCAAAGAUCUCCGGCAAAAGUACGGUCCCAUCGUCACUCUGCAUAUAGGGUCUCGGCCGGCCAUCUUCGUCGGCAACCACUCGCUCGCACACAAAGUCCUUGUCCAGAAUGGCGGCGUCUUCUCCGACCGCCCCAAGGCGCUGGCCACCAGCAAGAUCAUCGACAGCAACCAACACAACGUCAGCUCCGCCGCCUACGGCCCCACUUGGCGCACCCUCCGCCGCAACCUCACUUCCGAGAUACUCCACCCUUCCCGCGUCAAGAAUUACUCGGCGGCGCGAAACUGGGUUCUCGCCAUCCUUAUUAACCGCCUCAACAAAUCGCAAUCGGAAUCGAAAUCCGUGUUAGUGGUGGAUCAUUUUCAGUACGCCAUGUUCUGUCUUCUGGUCUUGAUGUGCUUCGGCGACAAGCUUGAGGAAAAGCAAAUCAAAGAAAUUGAAAGAGUUCAGCGAGAGCUGUUACUGAGUUUUCACCGAUUUGACAUACUCAAUUUCUGGCCGACCAUCGGAAAAUUUUUGUUCCGGAAUCGGUGGAAAGAACUGAUACGGCUGCGACAGAAUGAGGAUGCUAUAUUGAUCCCUCUGAUCAGAGCCCGGUCAGUAGAAGUUGCUCUCAAGAAACAACGGAAAGAAGAGUACGGUGAUGGUGUGGUGGCGUACGUCGACACUUUGAUGGAUCUGGAGUUGCCGGAGGAGAAGAGGAAGCUUAACGACGACGAGAUGGUGAGUCUGUGCGAGGAAUUUCUCAACGCGGGCACUGACACGACGUCGACGGCGUUGCAGUGGAUCAUGGCUAGCUUGGUGAAGUACCCGCAUGUUCAGGCCAAGCUUUAUGAAGAGGUCACCGAAGUCGUGGGACCACCGCCACCGCCGCCACCAUCGGAUGAGGAGGUGGGGUUGAUAAUGAUAAAGGAGGAGGAUUUGCAGAGGAUGCCAUACUUGAAAGCGGUGGUGUUGGAAGGACUGAGGCGUCACCCGCCGGGGCACUUCGUAUUGCCUCACUCGGUGACGGAGGAGACUGAGUUAGAAGGGUUCGUGGUGCCGAAGAAUGCCACCAUCAAUUUCAUGGUGGCCGAAAUGGGGUGGGACUCUAAAGUAUGGGAUGACCCCAUGGAGUUCAAACCAGAGAGAUUCUUGACUUCUACUGGGAAUGGCGGUGGUGCUGAUAAAGAGGCGGUGGUCGGAGGAGAAGCUGGUGGUUUUGACAUAACUGGGAGCAGAGAAAUCAAGAUGAUGCCAUUCGGAGCGGGAAGGAGGAUUUGCCCGGCGUCAGGUUUGGCUUUGCUUCAUUUGGAGUAUUUUGUUGCUAAUUUGAUUUGGUAUUUCAAAUGGAAGGCUGGUGAUGAUGGCGAUGUUGAUCUAUCAGAGAAGCAAGAGUUCACUGUUGUGAUGAAGAAUCCGUUACGUGUCCAUCUCUCCCCAAGGACGGAACAAUUUUAAUAGAGGUGAGCAAAUAAUUUGAUAUGUGUGAUUAGGUUCGGUAUUUAGAUCUCAUAGUUGGGUGAUCAGUUCGGGUUAUAGAUCUCAUGACCCGAUGAUUUAAAAAAAUAAUAAUUGGU
Cornus florida is the source of this 2612-nucleotide messenger RNA. RefSeq names its product cytochrome P450 89A2-like. The record is from RefSeq and is a predicted model, not a curated record. NCBI's taxonomy places the organism in Eukaryota, Viridiplantae, Streptophyta, Magnoliopsida, Cornales, Cornaceae. Gene Ontology annotation, cellular component: membrane. Gene Ontology annotation, molecular function: oxidoreductase activity, acting on paired donors, with incorporation or reduction of molecular oxygen, NAD(P)H as one donor, and incorporation of one atom of oxygen; iron ion binding; heme binding. The transcript is spliced from 5 exons. Bases 1 to 2493 code for a protein of 830 amino acids.